AGUUUUGAGAGCUUUUUAAAGGAAUCUUUAUCUUGCUUCCUUAGGAAUUUAGUCAAAAGAAAGCAACUUCUUUUGAGAAGGAAUUUUGAAGCAAAAGCAAAAUACAUACAAAAGAAAACGAAGUUUUGGAUUAAAGAGAAGAAUAUAGAAAAUGAGAAACAUGGGAAGCAUGGGAAGCAGUGCAAGGCUAUCAAUGGAAGAAAAUGAAGAAAAUGAAGAAAAGAGUUCAAAAUUUAACAUAGCCACAUUUCAAGCUAGAGAAGAGGAGGUUGAGCGGAAGAAGAUGGAAGUGAAGGAAAAAGUUGAAGUUCAGUUAGGUCGAGCCGAAGAAGAAGCUAAGCGCUUGACUCAGAUUUGGGAAGAGCUUGAAGUAAUGGCUGAUCCUAUGAGAAAAGAAGUUGGAUAUAUACGUAAGAAGAUUGACAUGAUUAAUAGAGACCUGAAGCCACUGGGUCUGAGCUGCCAAAAGAAGGAGAAAGAAUUCAAAGAAGCAUUGGAAUCUUUUAAUGAAAAGAACAAAGAGAAAGCUCAACUAGUUGCCACAUUAAUGGAGCUGCUGACUGAGAGUGAAAGAUUGAGGAUAAAAAAACUGGAAGAACUGAGCAAGAAUGUGGAAUCCAUACCCUGAGAUGCCUCUUCAAUCAGGCCACUUGUUUUUAUAUCCAUUUAUCGUAAUUUUUGUUUAAUAUUGUGUGUUUUGCCAUUUUUUAUUUUUUAAUUCAAUAGAGGUCCAUGAACUGAUUAUUAA
This is a messenger RNA of Hevea brasiliensis (rubber tree), 748 nucleotides long. RefSeq lists its product as uncharacterized. The record is from RefSeq and is a predicted model, not a curated record. Lineage: Eukaryota; Viridiplantae; Streptophyta; Magnoliopsida; Malpighiales; Euphorbiaceae. The transcript is spliced from 4 exons. The coding region runs from base 152 to 628 and encodes 158 amino acids.